This is a messenger RNA of Truncatella angustata, 625 nucleotides long. RefSeq lists its product as uncharacterized. The record is from RefSeq and is a predicted model, not a curated record. The annotation marks the transcript as partial. The transcript has a single exon. Lineage: Eukaryota; Fungi; Ascomycota; Sordariomycetes; Amphisphaeriales; Sporocadaceae.
GUCCCCGGUUCAAUCCCGGGGUAGGGCCCAACUUUUUAAUUCACGGUUUUGUCGACAUUGUCUCUCUAUAUGCGUGCAUAUGUUGCUUUUAUUUCCUUUUUGGUUUUUAUUAGACCGCAACCCUUCUGGUUCUCAGAUUGGGAAGAGAGUAUGGGGCGUUCCGGGUGACAUGUUGUGGAAGCUUGACGCUAGGGUUCAGGUCGGCCUGGGCUGUAGCAUGCUCUCCACUUCAAUCGCUGAGACUCGUCGUCCAUCUGUUUACCUCACUGAUAAACAGACAUGCAACUUUUAUCGACACUGCCCUUAUGAAUAAGGGGAAGUUCUUCGGAGAGAUCGUUACAGCACACUAAAAAGCUGUAACAUUUUGCAAGGCGCUAGUGAUUGUGGCAAUUGCUGCGACUCGAAGGUCAUCGAAGGUCAUCGCUCAAAUGCUUAAACAAUAUGCUCUGCGCCCCCCACAACAACAUUCUGUAUCUCCCUUUGACUAAAACCUUGGCCUACCAACACGACGGUCAGAUUGUUGACAGCGACCGACUGAAAGACCUGUCCUGUCAUUGCCAAGCAUAUAAUCGUGGAUCUAAUCUGGCUGAUGUUCUGUAGACUUAUGGAAUUGAUAAUAUCCUGG